GGGAGCCGCGGAAGGACGGGGCCCGGCUUCCCCCGAGCGCCGCGGGGCUGGAGAGGCGGCGGGGAGCCCCGGCCUCGCGCCCACCGCGGCUUCAAGUUUCCCCCCUGGCUCGGGGUUGUGCAACAGCGCGGGGCGCGGGGGCCGCCGGCGCGGCGCAAAACAAGCCGAGCCCAUAAACAAAGCCACGUGGCCUGGGGCCGGGGGCCGGGCUAAGCGCGGGCGGCUCUUCCGGCAACAAAGCGCCCCGGCCGGCCGCCCCGGAUAAAUACGGCGCCGGGGACCCGGCCCGCCACUCUGGCCGCCGCGCCCGCGCCCCCGCCCGCGCCCCCGCCCGCGCCCGGCCCCGUCCCUCGCUCGGCCGCCCGGUGCGCGCCCCGGCUCGCGGUGCCAUGCCCUUCCUCGGGCAGGACUGGCGCUCCCCGGGCCAGAGCUGGGUGAAGACGGCCGACGGCUGGAAGCGCUUCCUCGAUGAGAAGAGCGGCGGCUUCGUGGGCGAUCUGGGCAGUUACUGCAACAAGGAAGUUUUCAAUAAGGAAAAUCUUUUCAACAGCCUGAACUAUGAUGUUGCCGCCAAGAAGAGAAAGAAGGAUAUACUGAAUAGCAAAACCAAAACUCACUAUUUUCAUCAAGAAAAAUGGAUCUAUGUCCACAAAGGAAGCACUAAAGAGCGUCAUGGGUAUUGCACUUUGGGGGAGGCUUUCAACCGACUGGACUUCUCAACUGCCAUUCUGGACUCCAGGCGGUUUAACUACGUCGUCCGGCUGUUGGAACUGAUAGCCAAGUCACAGCUCACGUCCCUGAGUGGCAUCGCCCAAAAGAACUUCAUGAACAUUUUGGAAAAAGUGGUACUGAAAGUCCUCGAAGACCAGCAGAACAUCAGACUCAUCAGGGAACUCCUCCAGACGCUGUACACGUCCCUGUGCACGCUCGUGCAGAGAGUCGGCAAGUCCGUGCUGGUGGGGAACAUCAACAUGUGGGUGUAUCGAAUGGAGACGAUUCUGCACUGGCAGCAGCAGCUCAACAACAUCCAGAUCACCAGGCCUGCCUUCAAAGGCCUCACCUUCACCGACCUGCCCUGGUGCUUACAACUGAACAUCAUGCAGAGGCUGAGUGACGGGCGCGACCUGGUCAGCCUGGGCCAGGCGGCACCGGACCUGCACGUGCUCAGUGAGGACCGGCUGCUGUGGAAGAAACUCUGCCAGUAUCACUUCUCCGAGCGGCAGAUCCGCAAGCGAUUAAUUUUGUCAGACAAAGGACAGCUGGAUUGGAAGAAGAUGUAUUUUAAACUGGUGCGGUGUUACCCACGGAAGGAGCAGUAUGGAGACACGCUGCAGCUUUGCAAACACUGUCACAUUCUUUCCUGGAAGGGCACUGACCACCCAUGCACAGCCAAUAACCCAGAGAGCUGCUCCGUCUCCCUUUCGCCCCAGGACUUUAUCAACCUGUUCAAGUUCUGAAUCCAGCACAUGCCAGCACUGCCACAGGGAUCCCCCUACUGAUUGGAUGGCUGGGAAGACAGCAUUUGGACUCUGCGUUUGUAAAUAGUGUACAUUUUCGACAGUGGCUCAAAACUUCUGAGAUAAGUCAUUGAGAGGACUUUGGAGGGGAGACGUGCAUUUGCUGGCUGGGAACUUUGCAAAUCUGAACUUCCUGUUAGAAUUGGUAUGGAACAGCAGAAACACUGUCAAUAAACUUUGCUAACCCUAUUGCCAGCAAGAACGGAAGGGUAAGGAUUCUGUCUCAUCGGUGAAAUGCUCGUGUUGUUCCCUGAAAGGCCUUCCUAGUUCCCUAGAGAUGUGGAAGCAAAAGGGCAAAACUCAAAAACAGAAGGACCUGGCAUGUAGCCCAGCAGCUGAGCACUUGCCCUGCGUGUGGGAGGCCCUGGGUCUGAUUCCACACACCAUCCAAAAAACCACUCGAAAACAAGCUAUAGUGCUCUUUGUUUAUAAUGUGAAAAUGUGUUGAAAGGGGGGGGGAUGGGAUGGGGGGAUGGAGAAAACCUACCUAUGCGACAUGCCUGGGCUUUUGAUUUUGAUUUUGGGGUUUGUUUUGAAAAAGCAGAGGAACCACCGCUAUCUUAAACCCACAGGGGGCUGGCUGGGUCCUGACCUUCUGAAGCCGGCACACAAUAGUCUACCUCGGGAAGAAGACCACCACGCUCUCUGCUCUCUCUGACAAAGCGCUUUGACCACCAGGCAGUGUCCGCUUUACUUGUUUGUUUUUUUUUUCUUUCAUCACAUAGAAAAUGAUUUAAAAUAUGAAGAGAAGGGCCAUGGAUGUGUCUUCGUGGUAAACAGAUGCCUUGCAUGGGUUAGAAGCCUUGCACCGUGAAGACUUAGGACGCAGUCACCCUCCUGUUGCAAAUCUCCUCUUCAGUCCUGCCCCCCUUUGGCGGCCCCAGAACAACACAAGCCCUUUCUUUGGGUUUUUUUUUUUUUUUUUGGCCUUCCAGGUUGAAGUUUGUUACGAGCAACAAACGGCUAAUCAAAAGCAGUCCCCCAAGAAGGCCCAGGAGGGGAAGGAGAAUCAGACAGCCCCUGGCUGUGAAGAAUUUCUUAUUCCAAUUUAACUUCUUAACUUGUCUGAGCAUCCCGGGGUAUCUUUAUGGAUAAGCGUAUCUCUGGACGGGAGUCUGGAGCCAGACUGCUGAUAGUAGCUUGUAAGUCAGGUUUUAACAUUAUCAGUUCAGCCACAUUCCCGGCCAUUUCCCCCCUUGGCUGGUGCCACGCUGAAGGGCUCGCUUUCCUUGACAUUCAGCGUCACCCUGGAGUCAACCUGACCGCGGGCGAUUCGCAGGGCUGAUAACCACAAAAAAGCAUUUCAGGGGCUGGAGCGAUAGCACAGCGGGUAGGGCGUUUGCCUUGCACGCAGCUGACCUGGGUUCGAAUCCCAGCAUCCCAUUUGGUCCCCUGAGCACCGCCAAGGGUAAUUUCUGAGUGCAGAGCCAGGAGUAACCCCUAAGCAUUGCCAGGUGUGACCCAAAAAGCAAAAAAAAAAAAAAAAAAAGCAUUUCAGCCAAGCAGGGAAGUGAGGUACCCUCAGUUCUUCCUAAACUUGCCUCCUGCCCCCCACCCCCCUCCCGCCUCCAGGGGAUGCUGCCAGGCAGAUUUCAGCAGGCCACUGCUUAGAAGAAAGGACAUCUUAGCACUUCACUGGGGUCCUUGUCAAAGAUUCCUGGGAAGGGGGGUGGGGGGACAUGUGUGUUUUUUACAUUUUUUUAAAAAAUAGAACUUGGCUUUUCUACAGCAGUGUACAUAUAUAUACAUAUAUAUAUAUGAUUAUUUUUGAAGUUGUGUUUGCUUUUGUGGGGCUUUUGGUUUGGGGGGUUCUUUACAAAUACAUUCACUAUCCCUCAUGCCCAUGGCGUGUAAGGUGAAGCAGAACUGGCAACCACGGUCUCAGGCGUGUUGAUGCGCAGCGUAGCCUGAGGGGUUGAACCCUAGCAGCUGGGGUGUUGGGACGGAUGGGGGAGCCUGGAUGGGAGCAAGCAAAGGACCGGCCAGUCAGCCUGGGCCACUUCCAUCCUUCAUCCUGCACAACCCAAGUCAAAGCUUUCAGGAGAGAAGUCUGCUGCUCUGUAAUCCUCACUUGGCAAAACCUGUGUCUACACUGAGGUUUCUGUAUUCUGCCGUUGUCUCUUCUAAGGUGCAAUUAGUCUCCCUCAUGCAAAAAUUUAAAUGGUAAAGAGUAAGAUCUUAUUGGGGAACAUUCAGUUUUGGAGGGUCAUUGACCACUGUGAGAUCUAAGGUAGGAUAUAAGGGAUUUUGUGGUUGGUCUCCCUUUUCCUCACCAACAUCAGAGUUAAGGUCCCAUUGAAAAUGCUCCAGCGAGAUAGUGAAGAGGUUAAGACACCUGACUGGAAUGUGGCUGCUUUGACUGCAGCCCUGGUUCAGUCUCUAGUAUCACAGAUGGUCCCCUUGGCAACUUCAGGAGUGAUCCCUAAGCACAGAACCAGGAAUAAGCCCGGAACACAGCUGGUUAUCAUCCCUAAAAGAGAAAAGAAAAAAUGUGGGGCCAAGACCGUGGAAUGAAAGGGCUGGUUCUUCCACAAUUCAAACAGGUUCCCAAAUGACUCUGCUUUUGGAAAGGAGAGGCAUGGAGCUGGCUUUGUUGGGUUUGGAAGCAUUGAUUUUAGAAAUUCUAGGUUUAGGGGGUCAUGGCCUUCCACAUCAAUCCACCAAUUUGUGACUUGCCCAGAGGUGGGAACUCCUUGGCUGGCCCGGAAGUGUUGCUGAACAUGACCCAUUUAGAACCAUCUACUAUGAUUCUCGCAUCAGCCCCAGAAGCAAGGGCUAUGCCCCUACCCCAAGUGAUAGGUUACUGUUCUCCAGAAUGUUCAUCUAGAUGGUGCCUCAGGGUUCUCCCCCAUCUCCUAUGGCUUUAUUGGAGUUGGGUGCAACAAAAAGCAAGGAGAAAUUUCAGGGGAAAGAUGCAACCUACCUUUGUGGUUCUCUUUCAUAAGAAGAAGGGUUUAAGGAAGACUCCGCAGGUGGAGAGGGAAAGAGAAAGGACUAGAAGUGGAGCGUGAUGCUGUGAUUUGCAUGAGGGCAGUGGGGAGGGACAUAGCAGGCACAGAGCCUCUGUCAGCACCACAUGGGAGCUAAAACGGGGCCUAGAAACACGUAUAAAUCUAUUUUUUUUAAUUAUUGGAUCCAGAAAGGUAGUACAGGGACACAAGGCCUUCCCUUAUAUGCUUGAGAUCCAGUUCAAUCCCUGACACCAAAUCCAGUCCCCUGUCUGCUAAGGGAUCUCUCCUAUGCACAGAGCAAGGAAUGGCCCUCAGUUCAUUGCUAGGUAUACCCCCUGCCAAAAAAAAUAAAAAAGAUUAUAGUUUCUGGGCAUAAUCACUUAUAAGUUUUCUGUUGCCUAAUUUUCCUAGGACCAAUUGAUCUUUUAAAAAAAAUACCUCUAUCAAAAUGUGUUCUAAACGCUGGAAAAGAUGUGACGAUAGAAAUUUCUGGAAUAAAUAAAAUUUUCUUCUCUAUUUGCUCUAUCCACCUAUCACCAUCCCAACUUUAUAAAAUAGAAUUCAAAAUUGACAUCAGAAGUCAGAUUUUUAGAGAAGACUAGAGUUUGCUCCAGGGAAAUAGGAGCAAAUCCACAGGGCUCUUCCAGUUUGGUGCAAACCAAAGGUGUGCAAGCAAUCAGUGUAGUCUGAGCAUUAGGCACAGCAGGUAGGCAAAGAAGAAUUGUGCCGUUUCAUAGUGCUCACCUGAUACUAAGCUCCAGGAGAAAGCCCGGGGACAUCGGAAACCACAGUGCAUUAGGACUCGGUGCUUUGGCUCUGAGCAGGUAGAUUGGUCACACAGAAAGGAGAAGAGCAAGUGCUAUUAGUUAAUAGCCACCUCAGGGUAACAAGGGAGCAGACAUUUGUCUCAUGAUGAUCAACUUCAUGUUGAAAUGGUGCAGGGGAGGCAUUUUUCAGAAACCGGCUUGAUUUGCAAGGGUGAAGUCAUGUGGGUGUUGCAUUAUGAGCACAGUUCAUCUUUGUGGAUUCUAAUACGGUUCCCCUGAGAAACUCACAAUUCACAGAGGCUCUUUGUUUCUGCUCUCUGUGUGCGGGAGAAAAGAGACGACCUGGAAUUCCAUUUGUCUAAGCAAAUGGUAUGCUGUACAGGGAGGUCAGUUCAACGUGUUCAGCAGUGUGCCGUUCUUAGCUUCAAUAUAUUGUUUACCAUAACAUACGCACCUGAGUUUAUGUUUUUCUGCUGGGCUGUAGGGCAAUGUUUUGCUAUGCAAACACCCUUUUAUAAACUUUUAAAACCAUAAGUCCAUGUGAAGUUUUUUCAUUAAGCUCUAUCAUCUUUUCUUAUGUGGACAUGUGUAUGUGUGCGCUUUCAACUCUCUGAGUCUGUGAACCAUCCUGCCCGUCUGGCUGAAUGCUGGCCUGAACCCCUAUUCAUGUUUAAACAGACCUCAGUAGUAGCCUCUUCAUCUCAACGCAGAGAUGAAACUCUUUGGCGUGUCAUCAUCAAUAAAGCCCUUAAUGUCUUCAACAUUCGAGAUUAUGAUUCCUUUAAAGUUUGCUUAGGUGCCUUCUUCCCCGUUUUGUUAAGGAGGAAAAAGUCACCCCAGUUUUCCAGGCGAUAACUCCUAUCUCUGACUUGGACGUGGGAAGGGAUGUGAGACCCGGUGGAGUCUGGCCUUCCUUCAAAACAAGGGAAUAGGUUCAGAAUAUUUAGGGAACAUCCUUCAGUGCAGACCUGAGCAUACACCCAGGGUCUCCUGUGGCUUUUCCCUGUGCCCUCCUACCCAACCCCACCUCGUCAACCCCCGUGCCAGUGCCUGGCUGGAGACAGAGCCCAGUUGAUUCUUCUCAAGACCUUCACUGUGAAGGCAAGUGUGAUGGAUCCAUGUUGGCUUCAGGCUGUUAAUUCUUCCCUCAACACUUUCCAUCCCUGAUUCUUUCUGGAAAAGUUAAGGAGCUACUUAACCUUUGUACAGACCUCUGCAUAUUGGGGGUGUGGCAUUCUAGUGACAGCAGCCUGCAGCAUUUUUCUUUGACAAAUUUAUCAACCCCCAACCCCCAGGUACUUCCAUUUUAUUUAGUCAGUGGCCCUUCUGAAGCGGAUUAGAGCCAAGAAGUCUGCUUGUUUUCUAGAAACUGAGGUCCUGAGGGUGACCACGCAGGGCUCUUUCUCUCUGCUUACCCUAAAAGGAAUAUUUAAGCCAUCCUCUUCCUUUACUCCAGUACCUGCUGGGAGACCCAGCGAGCCUCUGGAAAAGUUUGAUCUCUGUUAAGCUUCAUUUUCACUAAGCAAAGGGGGUUAUUGUUUCAUGAGGCAGCAAGGAGCAAAGGACCAUAUUAUCUGUGACUUUGUCUGCUAGGCAGUUUUCAAAGUGUUCUUGAACCCUGCCAACAGGGAAAGCUUCCUGAAAAAUCUUUUGAAACAUAGGCCCUCCUCCAUUUGGCCAAAAAUGGAAUAGCUGCUCUAAACGCUAUCCCCAUAUGCUACGUUCUUUCUGGAGUCUGAACAGCACUUUUUCAGUCUUCAAGUAUACUGAAUACUGAACUAGACACAGUCCUUCUAAACAGGAGUUUCAAAUCAUUGUCCACUCUUGAGAAAUCUUGGCACCAUUUUUAUUCUUCCAGGUGCCAGUCACCCCAGCUAAAGAGAGACGUGUAUUAGAGUCCACAUCCAAAAUUUAGAAGCGUUCAUUUUGAAUGAAAAAUAGAAUGGGGGUCAAACAUGUAACUAGAAGUUUAAGCCAACUACAUUCAGAGGUGUUUGGUAUUGUGUGAGCUGAGUCCUGUAUAAAUUAUUUGCAUACUUUUCUUGCAUGAUGAUAUGAUUUUUAUAGUUGUUUGUACCAGACAGUGGCAUAUUUUUGUAAAAUUUUUGACACUGAAUUGCAAUAAAUGUUUUUCCAAUAUUGA
Molecule: messenger RNA, 7378 nt
Organism: Sorex araneus (European shrew)
Lineage: Eukaryota; Metazoa; Chordata; Mammalia; Eulipotyphla; Soricidae
Gene: FBXO32
Product: F-box protein 32
Exons: 9
Coding region: 390-1457 (355 amino acids)
Biological process (GO): protein ubiquitination
Cellular component (GO): nucleus; SCF ubiquitin ligase complex; cytoplasm
Molecular function (GO): protein binding
Source: RefSeq, a predicted model, not a curated record